Ailuropoda melanoleuca (giant panda) is the source of this 2955-nucleotide messenger RNA. It is a transcript of the gene N4BP1, whose product is annotated as NEDD4 binding protein 1. Gene Ontology annotation, biological process: negative regulation of proteasomal ubiquitin-dependent protein catabolic process; negative regulation of protein ubiquitination. The transcript has 6 exons. The record is from RefSeq and is a predicted model, not a curated record. NCBI's taxonomy places the organism in Eukaryota, Metazoa, Chordata, Mammalia, Carnivora, Ursidae. Gene Ontology annotation, cellular component: PML body; nucleus. Bases 16 to 2577 code for a protein of 853 amino acids.
GACAUUUGUAAUUACAUGUGUGACAUAAUAGGUGCUAUAAAGAGCUUUUGUAAAUUGAUCAAAUUUCUUAUCUCCUCUUUACAGGAAUAUAUUAAAGGAAUCUGUGAACCUGAACUAGAAGAAAGAGAAUGUUACCCCAAGGCCAUGCACUGCAUUUUUGUUGGGGCGCAGAGCCUGUUUCUGAAGAGCUUGAUUCAGGACACCUGUGCCGAUCUCUGCAUUCUGGACAUCGGUCUUCUUGGCAUCAGAGGAAGUGCCGAAGCUGUGGUCAUGGCUAGGAGUCACAUUCAGCAGUUUGUAAAGCUCUUUGAGAAUAAUGAGAACCUACCCAACAGUCAGAAAGAAUCUGAGGUGAAAAGGGAAUUUAAACAAUUUGUUGAAGCUCGUGCAGACAACUAUACAAUGGACUUGUUGAUUUUGCCCACUUCCUUGAAAAAAGAGCUUUUGACACUCACACAAGGUGAGGAGAAUUUAUUUGAAACAGGAGAUGAUGAUGUUAUUGAAAUUAGAGAUUCUAAACAAGCAGAGUUUCCACAGAAUGCUGCCACAGGGCUGAAUAUUUCCAGAGAUGAAAUUGUUCUGCAGGAAGAUGCAAGAAAUAAAGCUAGCACUCCUGUUUCUGAGCUUACAAAACAAAUGGACACAAUCUUUUCUAGUUCACAAGAUGUACUUUUUGUUCCAAUAAAUGGUCUAACCCCAGAUGAAGAGGCACUUUCCAAAGACAGAAUUUGUCACAAAAGGAGAUUUUCUGAUUCCGAAGAAAGGCAUACCAAGAAACAGUUUUCUUUGGAAAAUGUGCAAGAGGGGGAGCUUUUACCUGACAGUAAGACGUUAGCUGGAAGUGUAAUCAUUGACUUAUCUGAUUCUUCUGCUGAUCCUGAAAAUUUAAGUCCAGAUGUAAAGGACACUACUGAGGAAAUGGAAUACAACAUCCUCGUAAAUUUUUUUAAGACCAUGGGCUAUUCCCAAGAAAUUGUUGAAAAGGUCAUUAGGGAGUAUGGGCCAUCUACUGAACCAUUAUUGCUCUUAGAAGAAAUUGAAAAAGAAAAUAAAAGAUUCCAAGAAGACAGAGAAUUUUUACCUGGUACUAUGUAUCCAGAGACCAACAGAACCAAAAACAAAGGUGUUUGUAGCAGCAUAAAUGAGCUUACAACGGAUUCCACUCCAAAGAAAACACAGACUCACUCACAGCAAAAUAUGGUAGAAAAAUUUUCUCAGUUACCAUUCAAAGAAUCAAAACCAUGUACCUCAAAUUGCAAAAUUAAUAGUUUCAGAACAGUGCCAAUAGAACAGAAACAAGAAAUCUGGAGUUCAAACCAGAAUUACGUUUGUAACAUGGACCUUGAAACUGAUGGCCUUUCACCCUCUGUUGUCCCUUCAAGUCCCAAAGACGUUGUCAGUUUUGUUUCAAGAGGAGCUUCAAGUCACCAGCCCAGAAUUCCAGUUUUUCCUGAAAAUGGUUUGCAACAGCAAGCAGAGCCCUUACUUCCAAGUAACAUGAAGUCUGCCUGUGAAAACCGUUCAGGGUGUUGUAGCUCUCCCCAGUCUAAGCCAAAUUGUCCACCCCUUUCUCCGCCGAUGCCACUGCCCCAGCUGUUACCUUCGGUUACUGAUGCCAGGUUGGCCGGACCCUCUGAUCAUAUUGAUUCCUCAGUCACGGGCGUUCAAAGGUUCCGAGAUACUCUGAAAGUACCCUACAAGCUGGAGUUAAAAAAUGAGCCAGGGAGAACGGAUUUGAAGCACAUUGUUAUAGAUGGGAGCAAUGUCGCAAUUACCCACGGUCUGAAAAAGUUCUUUUCUUGUCGUGGAAUUGCAAUUGCAGUUGAAUAUUUCUGGAAGCUUGGCAACAGAAACAUCACUGUAUUUGUCCCACAGUGGAGAACAAGGCGUGAUCCUAAUGUCACAGAACAGCACUUCUUAACCCAGCUCCAGGAGCUUGGAAUACUGUCUUUAACUCCUGCCCGGAUGGUCUUUGGAGAGAGAAUUGCGUCUCAUGAUGACAGGUUUCUGCUACACUUAGCGGACAAAACUGGUGGCAUAAUUGUAACAAAUGAUAACUUCAGAGAAUUUGUGACUGAGUCACUCUCUUGGAGAGAAAUUAUUACAAAAAGAUUGCUUCAGUAUACCUUCGUCGGGGACAUAUUUAUGGUUCCUGAUGACCCUCUGGGAAGAAGCGGACCUCGAUUAGAAGACUUUCUUCGGAAGGAGGUCUUCCUCAGAGAUAUGCAGCCCCUCCUCAACGCUUUGCCAAACGUGGGCAUGUUUGACCCCAGCUUCAGAGUCCCUGGCACCCAGGCAGCCAGCACCAGUCACCAGCCUCCAGCCCGGAUUCAGGGCGCCCCACCCAGCCACUGGCUUCCUCAGCAGCCCCGCUUUCCAGUCCUGCCGAACCUUCCCAGCAUGCAGCAGAGCGUGCCCAUGCCGGCACAGAGGUCUCCUGCGGAAACCAGCGAGCUGAGGGAAGCCCUUCUGAAGAUCUUCCCGGACUCCGAGCAAAGACUGAAAAUCGACCAGAUACUGGCGGCACAUCCGUACAUGAAAGACCUGAACGCGCUGUCUGCCAUGGUGUUGGACUGAAACCGCUCUAGCUGGUGUCCGCGCGGCAGCAGGAAGCCACGUAAUGUGAAGAGACCGAUUUCCCAGUGGAAAUGCUGUUGUAGUGUAUAGAAAAGAAAACAGAUGUUUUGUGUAUAAAAAAAUCUGGGUUUUCAAAACCAGCUUUUUCUAUAUAUAAAUUAUGCUGCUAUUACAGAUUUAACAUUUUCUGUAAAAGGAAAGUACAUUUUCUGCCUGUUCAGAACUGUUUAAUAGCAGUUACUCUUGAGUGUAUUUACAUUUUUAUGUUUUUUAAACUAUUUUCCUUAAAGCUGAAAAUAUUGACAAAUGGAUAUGAUUAGCCUUUCUAAAUAAAAAAAGAGUUGCUUUCUUAGGGAAAGCAAGACCUCUUAAAGUAUA